UACCAUCAUUGACUCAUGUUCCAGAUGCUGCUACGUGUUCAAUGGUAGCGCUUGUCCAUACCAUAGCAGCAAAACUUCACCCAAAAUUACUCGCAAGAGUGAGGAAUACUCUACACUCCAUUCUGCUUCGUGGCAUUUUCCAGGGGUACUGCUCCACUACAACCGGGAAACUGGCGUCUCACGGCUUUGCUUCCAUGGCAGCAAUGUCAUCCUUUCCCCCACAGCGGUAUCACUACUUCCUAGUGCUGGAUUUUGAGGCCACGUGUGACAAGCCACAGAUUCACCCACAGGAGAUCAUUGAGUUCCCCAUCCUGAAGCUAAAUGGCAGGACAAUGGAGAUUGAAUCCACCUUCCACAUGUAUGUUCAGCCAGUGGUCCACCCACAACUUACACCCUUCUGCACAGAGCUGACUGGAAUUAUUCAAGCCAUGGUGGAUGGGCAGCCCAGUCUCCAGCAAGUGCUUGAGAGGGUCGAUGAGUGGAUGGCAAAGGAAGGCCUCUUGGAUCCCAGUGUCAAGUCAAUUUUUGUAACCUGUGGAGACUGGGACUUGAAAGUAAUGUUACCUGGACAAUGCCAGUAUUUAGGGCUUCCAGUUGCUGAUUACUUCAAACAGUGGAUUAAUCUCAAAAAGGCAUACAGCUUUGCAAUGGGGAGCUGGCCAAAGAAUGGACUCUUAGACAUGAACAAAGGCCUGAAUCUACAGCACAUAGGAAGACCUCACAGUGGGAUAGAUGACUGCAAGAACAUCGCCAACAUCAUGAAGACGUUGGCCCACAGAGGGUUCAUCUUCAAGCAGACCUCCAAGCCCUUUUGAUCUCCAGGGCCGGCCGGACAGGGCUGCAUGCGGCCGGCUCCUGCUACAAGGGCGUGAUGGGCUAGAGCAUUCGAAUGACAGAAAGAGGACAGAGGAACGAGCAACCCCACGACUCCGUCAGUUUUGCUGUUCUGCCAGUAGAGGCUGUAUAUAUGGAACUGGAAUCUCUGUGUAGGCCUGACGUGACUCCCUCUCUGGGGCCAGCUGCCCGCCCAGCCUGGCCUAGCCUGCAGCCCCCUAGGGUGCUUGCUCCACAUGGUUAGAGAUGUAGAUUGUUUUCCCUUUUGUUGGCUUCUGAUUUCCAUUGGCAUCUUUCUCUCUCUCUCUGCUCACAUUUGCGCCUGUAGCAAGACCAUGGCGCAGUGUUUGGGGCACUUGCCCUUAUUAUUUUGAGUCCAAUAUCUCAGCAGCUGCCAUCACUCCCCCCCUUUCCCAUGUGAAUCUGUUACUGUGUCUUCUGCGUGUCAGCUAAAUAUUGACUGAGCAGCAUCCGGACAGCCCUUUUUCUUCAGCAGGCUCCCUGUCCCUCUCUCCACCUCCGUUUUAAGCAAACACUCCUCUUACUCCUCCUGUAUGUGACUAAGGAAGCUCAGCUUUCUGUUCAAGGUGAAGUGCCUGUAUUCCCUGCCCACUGGAGGCCACCUAUCUCCCUGGGACUCUGUUCAGCAGGAGCUAUCAUAGGCUGGAGCAUCCUGGUUGAUGCUUGCACCAUGUACAGCAUUUCUUGCUCUUGCCUCCUCCACGCAUGAUGUACCCUAUUGCGUACCCAUGAAGUACUUGUGCACGGCCCUCAUCAAGCAUGCAGUCCAUUGCAGGCAGUGGACAUACCCAUUACUACUAGCCUGGUGGUGGCUUGUGUUCCCAGCCUCAGUUCCUGGCAGGGCUCUACAAAUUGACUAAAAGCUCAGCCCUUUUAUUAAACUGACAUCCUCCCCACUUCCACAAUGGCACAUGGCAGCAACUGGUUUGUUGCUUAAGACCCAUGACCUCCUACCGCCCUGUACCAGUGUGAGAGGAAAGAGGAUAUUGACUCUUUUGUCCCCAACUGAGUGGUUUCCUGAAAUGUCCUACCCCACCCCUUGCCUUUGCUGAAUGGAUCCCCAGGCGGAUAGGUCCCAGCUGCUACCUCCUUGGGAGCUACACCAAGAGGGCUCUGCCCCUGCAGCAGUCAGGCUGUGAGCUAAUACAGGCACUGGGCCUUCCUGGUAAAUAAUGCAUGGUGUGUGGAUGUUCCAGCUGAACCCAACUGACUUCUUCAUCAGCUCGUUACUCCCAUCCUUGCUGUAAAUGUGCCACAUGAAUAAAGUUUGGGGGAAAGGAACAUGA
Messenger RNA from Eublepharis macularius, 2141 nucleotides. RefSeq names its product ERI1 exoribonuclease family member 3 (gene ERI3). The coding region runs from base 42 to 815 and encodes 257 amino acids. Gene Ontology annotation, biological process: exonucleolytic trimming to generate mature 3'-end of 5.8S rRNA from tricistronic rRNA transcript (SSU-rRNA, 5.8S rRNA, LSU-rRNA). The record is from RefSeq and is a predicted model, not a curated record. The transcript is spliced from 8 exons. Gene Ontology annotation, molecular function: 3'-5'-RNA exonuclease activity; nucleic acid binding. NCBI's taxonomy places the organism in Eukaryota, Metazoa, Chordata, Lepidosauria, Squamata, Eublepharidae.